Messenger RNA from Mercenaria mercenaria, 5483 nucleotides. RefSeq names its product integrin-linked protein kinase-like. The record is from RefSeq and is a predicted model, not a curated record. The coding region runs from base 274 to 1698 and encodes 474 amino acids. Gene Ontology annotation, cellular component: focal adhesion; stress fiber. Gene Ontology annotation, biological process: integrin-mediated signaling pathway; substrate adhesion-dependent cell spreading; cell-matrix adhesion. Lineage: Eukaryota; Metazoa; Mollusca; Bivalvia; Venerida; Veneridae. The transcript has 10 exons. Gene Ontology annotation, molecular function: protein binding; ATP binding; protein kinase activity.
UGGGAAGGAAACUCUUCAAUGGGACACUCAUCAAUUUUAUCUAUCUGAGGAAACUUUACAAGUUUUCGACAUAUUCUAAACACCCAUAGAAGGGAAAGACUAUUUAAUAAAUUAGUAAAUUAUGUGAAAUGUGUUACUGAGUAAGCAUUUUCGCCGUAAAACUAUGGAAUAAACUCCCAGAUGCAGUAAACCUAACUGAACUUUUACUUGGGGCCCAAGGCAGGGAAUGUUUUUGUUUUGACAGUUAAGUCAAUUUAUACUGUGAUAUUAGAAAUGGAUGAUAUAUUUACAAAAGUGCGAGAAGGAAAUGCCUUCCAUGUUAGAGUAUGGCUGGACAAUACUGAAAAUGACCUAAAUCAGGGAGAUGAUCACAGAUUUAGCUUACUUCACUGGGCAGCCAAAGAAGGCUAUACCAACAUUUGUGAUAUGCUUAUACAGAGAGGGGCGAGAGUUAAUGCUACAAACAUGGGAGACGACACUGCUUUACAUUUAGCAUGCAGUCAUGGGCAGAGAGAUAUCGCUCUUAUGCUUUUCCACAACAAGGCAAACAUCAAUGCUAUCAACGAGCAUGGAAACACGCCCCUACACUACGCAUGUUUCUGGGGACAUGACCAGAUUGCAGAGGAUCUUGUCAAUAAUGGAGCCAUGGUAUCCAUGGCAAACAAGUUUGAUGAAACACCGUUGGAAAAAGCUAAACCAUAUCUUGCCAAAAUGUUGAAAGAAAGAGCUGGAUCUUUAGGUCAAGAUCUGCAAAAAAUACCAUUCAAAGAUCGCAGUUGGCUCGGGUACAAGACUCGCAGUCGAGAUGCGCUACUGUCCAGACAUCAGGGUAUAGAUAUUUCACAACUUAACCUAGUCACACACAUGGUGACUACACACUCCGGAGAGGUGUGGCGAGGACUGUGGCAGGGAAAUGAUAUUGUAGCAAAAGUCCUUAGUCUCAGAGAAUGUACAGUCAGAAACUCAAGAGAUUUUCAAGAAGAGUUUCCUAGACUAAGAAUCUUCAAUCACCAGAAUAUUUUACCAGUGCUAGCAUGUUGCAAUCAACCACCAAAUCUUGUUGUCAUCUCACAGUUUAUGCCAUAUGGUUCACUAUUCAAUGUUCUACAUGGAGAAACUGGUAUAGUGGUAGAUCAGAACCAAGCAUUGAGAUUUGCCAUUGAUAUAGCUCGAGGAAUGGAGUUUCUACAUACACUAGAACCUAUCAUCCCUAACCUUGUACUCACUAGCAAACACAUUAUGAUUGAUGAGGACCUGGCCAAAAUCAACAUCGAUGACCCAAAAUAUCGGUCCCCCGACGGGACAAUAGCAGGGAUUGAUGAAGAUCUAACGGCCAGAAUCAACAUGGCUGACUACAAAUUUUCUUUCCACGAGAAAGGAAAACUAUACUGCCCUGCUUGGAUGGCCCCAGAAGCCUUACAGAAGAAACCAGAAGAUUUAAACCUGAGAGCUGCUGACAUGUGGAGUUUCGCAAUCAUGCUGUUUGAGCUAGAAACCAGAGAAGUGCCUUUCGCUGACCUCACACCCAUGGAAAUAGGGAUGAAGGUUGCCUUAGAAGGUCUGCGUAUCACUAUACCGCCAGGAAUCUCAUCUCAUAUAUUACGUCUACUCAAAAUCUGUAUGAACGAGGACCCAGGAAAACGUCCAAGAUUUGACAUGAUCAUACCUAUACUAGAAAAGAUGAAACAUGCCAGUUAAACGUUUUCCUUAACAGGGAUAAAAAAAGGGACAUUAGAUGGUAGAGCAUUUUAAAAAGAUAUGAUUUCGAUUGAAAUUUUUCCUGUUGGAGAGAGAUGGAUUAAAGUACUAUGAUGUCCAGAUAUUGAUAAGUUAUAUGAAUUUAUUGGAAGGUUUGUAAAUGUUGAUUCAGGAGAAGAAAAAAAAUAUAUCACCAUUUUAGUCCUUGAAUUGUGUUCAUUCAAACUGUAGUAUCAUAUGACUGUCAAAAACUGUAUGAAUGAUUUGCUUUUUCGGAUACUGUAGAGUGGAUGAUAUUUCUGAUGGUUUUAUUUUUUGGUAAUUUUCAUGAAUAGAACAAGUCAGAUAUUUUGAAACAGUAAUGAAUAUCUCAAAAGGUAUAAGCAGCCAUGAAGCUUAUGAAUGUCAGUUUUACACUAGAAUUAGUAAAAAUGUGAAUAUGCCUGUUGUCUGUCAAAUCUGAAAGUGACAUGGAAAAUACCCAGUCUGUGGUUGUAUAACUGCUGGAUAAUUCGUGCUUCUAAAUUAAAGUCAACUUUUCAAGUACCACCCGAAUUUAUGUUUCAUCGGAAAUUUAGCCUCCCGAGAAUUGAUGUUUCUAUAGUUUGCAAAUAAAAUACUAAGUCUAAUGUUAUGAAGGUGCUGAUUACGAAAAUAGUACUUAUCUGAUGGUAAUUAUAUUCUGUAUUUUUGUUUUUUCUCUUCUCACAUUACUUGCUUCUUUAUAUCUUGCUUUGUAUCAGUUUUACAAUGUAACGAGUGUACAAGUAUGCCAGGCACGUUGUACUAUUGAAAAUGCCUAGAGAAUUUUCCUUAUACAGGCCUGGGAUUUUCAGGACUGGUCCUGAUUUCAAGCUUUUGACUGCCAGAAUUUCCAUAAUGUAACGCUAUUGAAAAUCCAGAAUUUCCAUAUGUAACUCUAUUGAAAGUGGAGAUUUCAGGCUUGAGGUUGUAGUUUUUCAGGUUUUUGAUUUUUGACUGAAUCACAGGCCUGCUUAUACAGGUAUAUCUAUCCUCUGUGUUUUGUUCUUAGAUAAGGCUACUGAAGCAAAGUGGGAUAUGGUAUAGCCUCUGUGUUCUGUACAGAAAUAUGACUGCUGAAGUGAACUAGGAUGUAGUGAUAAUUUUGCUUUAUAAUAUCUGAGAAUUUGAGAAGUACAGUACUAAAGGAAAGUUAUUUGGUUAAGCUAUGAACAAAGAUUGCAUACACACAGAGGACUAGAAUAUAUAUGUAUAUACAUGUAUAUUACAUUAUUUUGAUAUUUCUACAUUUAGAUACGAGUUGGGAAAUAUCGAGACUGAGCGUAUUGUGAGACCUAAACCCAAUUUUGACCAAUGUUAAAGUUUAAUAACACUAAAACUGGAAGCCAGUCUAAACUCUGAAGACAUAUGAUUGGUUGUGCACACAUGAGCACACAUUUGAAAUUGAUCAAUGGCAAACUUGCAUUUUAAGACUGAAAUACAUGCUGAGUUUCAUAACCUCAUAGCUCACGUUUGUUUUGCAGUAGUUGAACAACCAAUUCUUUGUAGAUUAAAUCAUUAUUGAAGACUUACCGGUAUGCAAAAACUUCAAAGUAUUAUCUUUCAUGUGAAAAUUCACAUUCUAUGAGUGGUUACAGAAAAAAAAUGGCCUUAUCAAGAUUGUACAUGUUUUUCACUCUGCCUUUUAAGCAGUGCCUGUAGUUGUAUUUUAGACUUUUGUGUCAUUGCUAUUCUUUCUGUUUAGAACAGAUACAUUUAGAAGCUCAUUGUUACAUUUUGUAUUGCAAAUUCAGGGAUUUUCCUGUAUUGAUUUGAUAUCACUAUCAAUGCUUUCCCUGGGGAGUUCCUUUGCGGGUUGGGAUUGGGGUGGGGUUGCAGACUCACCCUUUCAGAUGUUAGAAGAGUCAUGUGCAGAUUUCUAAGAUAGAUUAGCCAUUUUAAGCCAGUUAAUACUUUCUUAAAGAUGGGUAUUUUAUGGAUCAAAAUUGGGAUAUUGUUUAGACUGACUAAUUACAAGGAUUGAAAACUGAGUUAUAUACAUGAUGAAUUUAAGGAAUAAUACAUAGAAAAACUGUGUUUUAACAUUAUUAAUACACGGAAAGAGGUUAUAUGUAUGCUGAAUAAUUUCACGAGGGCAUAGCCCGAAUGAAUUAUUCUGGUGAUGUAUAACCAAUUUUGAGUGUAUUAAUUUAGGUAAAACACGAUUUUGCUGUACAUUAUUUCAGUUCUAAUAUGCCCUUAAUCUAAAACUGUAGAUAAAAUAUAGUAGCGCUCUUUCUUGGUCGUAACAAAAACAUUGACAUCAUCGCACAUUAACAUCAUUUUAGCCUAAGCUUGUUUUAACAGAAAUGCAUGUUAGAACAGAUACUAUGUUAUUCAUUAAAAUUGUCUGAUUACUUCUCUCUUCAAUCUGCUCCAACCUGCCCAUACCAGGGAAAUGUUUAAGAAUGGUACUGUGUCAGAUCAGGUUUUAUCCAUUGUUUAUCAACGUUUAUAUAAUUUGUUACGUUUAUUUGCAUAGUUGCCAAAUGUUACCCAUUUUGACAAUAUUAUCAUUACUUCUCAUUUUUACAUUGAUGUACUUUAUUACAGAGAGAGAGAAUUUUUUUUUUUUUUGAAUGGUUUUCUAGAAUGCAGAUUAGAUAGGUCCAACUACAAGGGCUAGUUUCAGUUUAGUGAGGAAUGAAAAGGAUUUUAAGAGUAUUCAUAAGCUGUUAUAUUCUAUUAAUCUCUAAAAUACAAUGUUUUAGCCACAGUUACUGUAGUGCUAUUUUAUUUAUAAAAUUAUAGAUUCUAAGGAUUUUUUUUUCACACAUUAUUGAAAGGAGAUAACUCUAAUUUUUUGGAAACAGAGUCUUUCAGUAACACCAUGAAUGAAAAGACUUCUCAGAUUUGUGUGGGAUUGCACUGAAUAAUCUUCAAAACCAAAAUAGAUGAAAGAGGGUCCCUAAAAAUGCAUGAACGUGCAACUUCUUGUAGUUCUCGUAUUUUUGUGGUCAUAAGUACAUGAAAUAUGUGCCAUAUAUCUUUAAAUACUAUGUUUAGUAACACAGAUCAGUUUUGCUGUUGAUACUUUUAUUGAAAUUAAAUAGAAUAGAUAAUGUCAGCAAUCACAUUUUUUUUUGCAAGAAGAAGCCAUAUAAUAUACUGUGUACUUAGCAAGUAUGUAGCGGUAUAUAUUGUUCUAUCACAGGUCAUGGUGAUAUCGAUUAAGGCUAACACAUUUCUAUGAAUCUUGUUGAACUGGUAUAUAUUUACAAUAUUUUUCAACCAAGUAUAAACUUUUAAGUGCGGUGGCCUUAUAUAUUGAUAUAUGCAUGGACGUAAAUUGAUAUAUACCCGUAUAUGUUAUCGUCAUUUUCUCAUGAAAGUCAGUGGUGAAAAAAUGUUAUAACAUUGAUAUUGUGUGUUUAUUGAUAGCUUUAAUGAUUGUUUUACAUGAUUUUUGGUGCUUUAGUGCUUUAGUUAACAGAAUGAGAACUGCAACUUUGAUUUAUGUAAUUACACAACAUAGGAGUUUGGUUUGUUAAACUGGUGCAAGGAUACUGCUGUAUCGUGUCUUCAUGUAUACAUGUAUUGAUUAUUGAUGAACUAUGACAUGGAUAAAAUUUCCCAUGUAAACAGUUGCAAACAAGUACUUUACAUUUAAGUUUGAAAGCUUUGUUGUUUUGCUGCUAUUUUGCACGGUAUCUAAAUCAUUUUAAACUUUUACUGGUUAAAGUUUAAAACAUCAGCCUUUAGAUGCAUGUUAAGAGAAGUUAAUAUACAUAUAUUACUAUACAGAGUUGUAUUGCCUUAAAACU